UGUGUUAUAUUGACAGAGGUGCCUCUACAACUACAGCUCAAAAUCAACCAGCUAUGCAGAACCCAGUCACCUCCUAUCCAGUUUAUCAGUGCAGAUGUAUAUGGACUUGUGAGUAGCGUAUUCUGUGAUUUUGGGGAUGAAUUUGAAGUGAUGGAUGUAAACGGAGAAGAAAUCAGGGAUACAUUUAUAGAAAAUGUGACAAAGGAUAACCCUGGAGUUGUAACGUGUCUGAAGGACAAGUUUCAUGGACUUGAAACAGGUGAUAUGGUGACCUUCAGGGAGCUCAAUGGAAUGGCUGCACUGAAUGGAAUGACCUGCAAGGUCAAAGUAUUAACCCCAUCGACUUUUGCGAUCUGUGAUACCAGUGGGGAAGCCUUCACACCAUACGAACAUGGCGGCAUCAUCACCCAGGUCAAGGCCUCACAGAAAUUCUCAUUUAAAAGUAUGGAGUCACAGCUGAAGGACCCUGCUCUAUUGAUACCAGAUCUGUCCAAAUUUGGUGCUCCCUCAAAUCUACACCUAGCAAUGCUAGCUCUACACCAAUACCACCAGGAACAUAACUGCCAGCUCCCUAAUGUAUGGUGUCAGAAAGAUGCAGCUAGAGUU
Messenger RNA from Pecten maximus, 606 nucleotides. RefSeq names its product ubiquitin-like modifier-activating enzyme 6. The record is from RefSeq and is a predicted model, not a curated record. The transcript has 7 exons. Gene Ontology annotation, molecular function: ubiquitin-like modifier activating enzyme activity. NCBI's taxonomy places the organism in Eukaryota, Metazoa, Mollusca, Bivalvia, Pectinida, Pectinidae. The annotation marks the transcript as partial.